Messenger RNA from Cydia pomonella (codling moth), 843 nucleotides. It is a transcript of the gene SmF, whose product is annotated as small nuclear ribonucleoprotein F. Gene Ontology annotation, cellular component: U1 snRNP; catalytic step 2 spliceosome. The transcript has 3 exons. Gene Ontology annotation, molecular function: RNA binding. The record is from RefSeq and is a predicted model, not a curated record. The coding region runs from base 100 to 366 and encodes 88 amino acids. NCBI's taxonomy places the organism in Eukaryota, Metazoa, Arthropoda, Insecta, Lepidoptera, Tortricidae. Gene Ontology annotation, biological process: spliceosomal snRNP assembly; mRNA splicing, via spliceosome.
AUGUCUAUACUCAACAGCGUUUUUAGGUUAUUCGGUGAAUAACUGAAUUUGUAUUUAUUUUAACUGUUAAACGGAAAAGACAAAUAACCAACCCUAAAAAUGGCAGCGGCUAUGCCCAUCAAUCCCAAACCUUUCCUCAACAGUUUGACAGGGAAGUCCGUGCUUGUGAGGCUAAAAUGGGGCCAUGAAUACAAAGGGCUCUUGGUGUCCGCCGAUGGUUACAUGAAUCUACAAUUAGCUAACACCGAGGAAAUUGUUGACGGCAAAUGCACAGGAAAUCUUGGAGAAGUUCUAAUCAGAUGUAACAAUGUUCUGUAUGUGCGAGGGGCAGAAGAAGAAGAUGAAGAGGGAGAAAUGAAAGAAUAACUUUUAGUCUAUAAUUUUAAUAAGUUUACUAGGGUACUGGACUUACGGAGACCAUGAAACUGGUAAAAGGAUCUGUACUGAGUGAGCCAAUGACUUUAUUUUGGUAACCAAACUUUAACAUACACAUUCCUAACCAAACCGCUGAGAAUAAUGGAACCAAUGAUGUUAUUAUAAGUUUAUAGAAUUUAAACUUGAGUCUGGAUAUAUGUUUUCCAUUUGAAUCAGAAACUAAUGAUUUACAUGGAAACAAUCAUGUAUGAGACUUGUGGUUAUAGCCUGUCCAAUUUCUAAGAUCAAGUUUGCCAUAAUUUACUAUGGCAUACUUGAUCUUAGAAAUACAGACUGACUAUACUUAACAAGGGAUUCUUUUAGUUAGUUUCAUGAACUCUACUCAGAGUGUUUGUGGAACAUUGCACCAACUGUUGAAUUGAAUUAUUCAAUUUUGUGAUUUUCUUAAAUAAUAAGAAUCUAUUCCAA